Messenger RNA from Lobosporangium transversale, 2115 nucleotides. RefSeq lists its product as hypothetical. Lineage: Eukaryota; Fungi; Mortierellomycota; Mortierellomycetes; Mortierellales; Mortierellaceae. The coding region runs from base 1 to 2115 and encodes 704 amino acids. The transcript is spliced from 3 exons. The record is from RefSeq and is a predicted model, not a curated record.
AUGGCGACACCUAAUACGCCAACAAUACCUCCUGUUGCCACAGGAUCAGAAGGAGAGACUGUGACCCAUAUCCAAAUGGCAGGACUGACAGUACUGAUGAUUAAGACGAAGGAUCAAGUCAUAUAUAAGUUACCCGAUAAUAUGUCUGUCCAGUCAUUGAGUAAAGAGCAGAGAGAUAGACUAUUAGCAGAGAUCAAUUUACUACAUCAUCAGCAAAACACCGUCCAAAAUAUUGCAACAGCACAGGCCAAGACCCAGACCCAAACUCAGACGCAGCAAGGACAAGUUCAAUCCCAACAACAACAAGCCCAAUCACAGGGCAAUAGACCUAUAGCGCCGCUUGGACAGAUGAAUAAUAGCCCUGGGCCUUCCCCUUCAACGCCUUCAGCAUCUUCACCAACUACGCCUACUACCCCUACCAGUAGCAGUGCUCUAGAUGGAUCACUAAAGACAACAAGACGCUAUAAUAAAACUGGGAAAUACUCUAAAAAAAAGCAUGUGCUACAAACAUCAGAUCAAAAUGAUGAUCACAAAGGGAGCACUGUAGGAUCAAGUACAUUGGGAAGUGGACAGCCUUACCCUACUCCUCAGAGCAAAUCAAAAACAACAACAACAGCCGUGGCAGGACAAGGAUCUCAGGCACUUGUUUUCAAUAAUACUAGUCCUCAGGCUUAUCAGGCGCUUGCUACGGCUUCAACCACUCCAUCAUCACCAGCUAAGGCUCCAUCAUCGAUACUACAGCAACAGAAUGCUUCUGGGGGACUAUCAACGCAAGACCAAAAGCGUCAAUUUAAACUUCUUCAGGACAUUCAUCAACUUCAUCAGCAGCUUGAGGUUCAACAAGCUAGUACCAACACUUUCCGCGAACAUCAACUGACAAUUCAGAGAGUACUUGCACAAAACAAGCCUGUAGAUACAAGGACUCAACAAUUGGCGAAACAGAAUCUAUUGGAUGCAGAAAAAGCAUUAGAGUUGCUGAGGGCACAACUUAAGGAUAAGGAAGCAAUGUUCCGACAACAGUUCCCAGUAGCGAGUCAACAAUUAUUACUAUUACAACAGCAACAACAACUACAAGCUGCUGCUGCCGCCGCUGCCGCCGCUGCAAAAAAUACGGUAGGUACAACACCAACAGCAUCAGGCGCAGCAGGUACAGCACAAGAUCCUUCGUUUCCCUCAUUUUCUACGACAUCGAAAGCUACAUCAGAAGCAGAUGGUCCCAGAGCGGUCGAAGAGCGACUUCAACAACAAAUUGCAGAACACCAUGAUAAUGUUCGUGCUAGUAUGGCGCUUGAAAUCCAAAAGACGCAUAAAGAAGUUAGGAGACCAGAUUAUCGAACGCCAUUCUCGUCUCUACACGAUGCGAUCGAGCGCUUGUUACCAUUUCAUGUCUUUCAGUACCCACCACAAGAUAUUGAGGCGCACGCUACGGCAUUUGCUAAUCGGUCGAAAGCUGAUCUUGAUACAAGGGCUCUUAUGAUCCACAGGAAGGCUCACGAUCUGUAUAAGCGGUAUAACAACCUCGUCAAAACGAAUGCAACAAAACCAACCAACACCAGUCCUUCAAAUGCACUGGACAUCGUUGCCCUCCGCUGUAGUCUUGAAGAUGAGCGAGAGGAGCAUAAAAAAGUUUCAGAUGAAAAUGAACUCAUCCAGUCUCAAGCAAGAUCACUAAAAGAAGAACUUGAGCGUCGUCAAUUCCAACUUUUGCAGCAACGUAAAGCAGAGGCAGCGCUCAUUGAACAGCAGCAAAAGCUCAUACUUGAGCGGCAACGUCAGGAGGAGCUUGAAAAGAAACAGUUGGAACAACAGCAACAGCAAAUGAUGGCGCAAAUUCAACAGAUUCGAGAGUUACAGCAGCAUCAGCAGGUAAAAGAUCAAACAAAGAAUGCACAGUUGACAGAGGAGCAAGAGGCAGAGAGGAGAAAAGAGGAAGAAAGAAGGAAAAUGGAGGCAUUACAUCAACAGGAGCUAGAGAAACAGAUGCGGAUCAAACAGGAACAGAUGAUGCAAGAACAACAUCAACUGGAGGAAGCUGCACGGCUGGCCGCUGCGGCGUCCACAUCCACAUCAUCGUCAACGUCAACGUCAAUUACACCAAAAUCAAGUACAAUGUAA